AUGCUAUUUUCUGCAGGGUGCUGCCGCCAGCGACACCUGCUGGUUGGGAUAAUUAACACAUUUCGUACGGCACUCUGGCAGCGUCGGAGACCAUGAGGGGGUGGUGUGGGCUGGAGACGACGAGAGCGACACCACGAGAGAGACGCUGAAAAGCGGAAAGAGACUUUGGGAGAAAUAAAAUAAAAUAAUUGUAAACGCUGCAUCGGAUGGUUGUGCCAGUUCCUGUGGUCCCAGACGAACCCGAACCUAAGCCUUGCUACAGUGGCGCCCAACAGGAAAGCGGACCAGGAAGAGGAUGUCGGCACCAACCCCUUUGGAGGCGCUGGGCCAAGUUCUGGCCGAGGUGUCAGCGGCGAGCAGACAGCAGACCCAAGUGCUGCGAGUGCUGAUGAACAGAGCAGAGGCAGCGGGAGGGAUGUCCUCCAUGAAGCGCAUGGUGGAGGGGGAGGACCCCCAGGCAUUCCUGGACGUCUUCGAGGCCACGGCGACGUCGUGCAAGUGGCCGGAGGAGGAAUGGGGCGCGAAGCUGCUGCCGCUCCUGGUGGGGGAGGCGCAGCGGGCGGCGCUGAGUCUCCCGGUGACCGCCCGCAUGCAGUACGCCGAUCUACGCCACGCCAUCCUGGACCGGGUCGGCAGCAGCCCCGAAGACCACCGCCGAAAGUUCCGGGCCAUGAAGUUGGGGUCAGAGGACCGGCCCUUCGUGUUGGCAUACCGGAUGAGGGACGCGGCAACCCGGUGGCUCCAGCCCAAUGGGCUGGACCCAAAGAUGUUGGAGUCCAUCAUCCUAGAACAAUUUAUUGAUGCCCUCCCGGCCAGGACCUCAGCAUGGGUGCGGUACCACAGCUCCCCAGAUGUAAAAACAGCGGUGAAACUGGCGGAGGAGCACCUGGCGGUCCAGCGGGAGGCGACCCCAAAGACAGCCGAAAGGCCCACCCCAGCACCCCGCCGACGACUCGCCCCGCUAUGGGGGGGAUGGAGGAGACGUCCCGGGAGCAGCGACCACGCACGGCCGAGCCACCCAGAGCCAACGAGCAGGUCCCCCACGCGGGCAGCCAACAAAAAAUCGCACCCACACGCACCCACAUAUACACAGCAAGGGGGGGGACACGGGGCUAUAAUAUCUCCUCUGUUGGUGCAUUUCAGGGUACCGGCGCUGCGGAGAGGGGGCUUCCCUCGCAGAUGGCGCCUCAAACACCAGGGCCGGUGUGCUGGAGGUGCGGACGGCCCGGUCACGUGCGCCGGGAGUGCUCCAUGAUGGAGGUGGGGCAGGUGAUGCGGGUUGUCGGGCCUCCAGCACCCGCCCCCGAUCUGGGGGAGACGUACUGCGUCCCGAUAAGGGUACAAGGGAGUACAUACCGGGCGAUGGUGGAUUCGGGCUGUAAACAGUCCAUGAUCCACCAAAAUCUGGUUCGACCCGGGGUAUUGAGGCAUGCAACACGGGUGAAAAUUAGGUGUAUUCAUGGGGAUGUGCACGAGUACCCUAUUGUGCCAGUGGAAAUUUUACAUAAAGAUCAAAAGCAUAAAGUCAAGGUUGCCGUAAGCGCGCAACUUACGCACCCCGUAAUUCUAGGGACGGAUUGGCCGGGAUUUAACCAGUUGGUGACGCAAUGUGUGGGGGUGCGUUCACGGACAGUAGGCGAGGGGAGUAUCC
This is a messenger RNA of Nerophis lumbriciformis (worm pipefish), 1651 nucleotides long. Lineage: Eukaryota; Metazoa; Chordata; Actinopteri; Syngnathiformes; Syngnathidae. The record is from RefSeq and is a predicted model, not a curated record.